UGUUACUUCGAUUUAAAUGCGCUUGCGGCGACCAAGGCAUCUGCGAGCGACGCUCCCGCUCCCGAAAGUGGGGAGAGAAGGGUGUGGAACUCGCAUUGCAAUUUUGGCAACGCGUCUUCCCCGGCGCGAGAGAGGGCAGGAAGAAGGGGUUGAAUCUGGAAAGGCGCUUCCAUUUUGGUUCUCCUUGGUUUAUUUUGACCGAUGGAAUCGGAUAAUAUCGAGUGCAUCUCCGUGUCGGACGGGAUGGUGGACGACGACGAGGUCGCCCAUGUUCCCCACCCCUUCUUGAAGCCCCACGGCGAUGGGAACGGAACUGUCAUCGGCUGCGCCGGCGGCUUUCCGGCGCCGGUUAUAAGCCCGGUGACUAGGGUGCAUCAGUUGCUGGAGUGCCCCGUCUGCACCAACUCGAUGUACCCCCCGAUCCACCAGUGCCACAAUGGACACACCCUAUGUUCAGCUUGUAAGUCAAGGGUACAUAAUCGUUGCCCCACAUGUAGGCAAGAGCUUGGAGACAUCAGAUGUCUGGCCUUGGAGAAAGUGGCGGAGUCACUCGAUCUUCCUUGCCGAUAUUUUUCGCUGGGGUGCCCUGAAAGUUUUCCAUAUUACAGCAAACUCAAGCAUGAAGCUCAAAGCGAUUUCAGGCCACACAACUGCACCGAUGCUGGUUCUGAGUGUUCUGUUGUUGGGGAUAUUCCAUUCCUCGUUGCUCAUUUAAGGGAGGAACACCAGGUAGAUAUGCACGUUGGUUCUGCAUUCAACCAUAGAUAUGUGAAAUCCAAUCCCAGAGAGGUUGAAAAUGCUUCCUGGGUGUUGACUGUGUUCCACUGUCGUUUCAUGGGUGAUGAGAAUGAAGCAAUGCACUGUAGCUACAGCCUUGUAGUUGGUUCAAAUGGCAGGAAACUUACGUGAGAAGGCACCCCUCGGAGCAAUCGUGACAGCCACCAGAGUUCGAGACAGCCAUGGCGGUCUCAUGAUUCAGAGGAACGUGGCACUUCUCCGGUGGAGACAGGAAGGAGCUGAAACUGCGGUUACUGGUGGUCGCAUAUGGAAGGAGCAGCAGAAUCUCGAUGGUGGAGCAUGCGGUAUUGAAUCCCUGUGACUGAUAGUCCACAAGCUUUUGUCACUGGUUGUGAUUGUGCGAAGCAGGUGCAUCCAUGACGCUGCUGCUGUCAAUAUUUGGCUGUGCUUUCCACUGUUCAGUUGAAUUGUUGAGAGGAGGGAUAUGUAUGGAUAUAAUAAGCAAAGCUUCUUCUCCAUCUUAUCUCGGUGUUAUUCUGAAAGAAAGCCUUUUUUUUUUUAUCUCAUGUUAUUUCAAAGUGUCUUUUUUG
This is a messenger RNA of Musa acuminata AAA Group (dessert banana), 1328 nucleotides long. RefSeq names its product E3 ubiquitin-protein ligase SINAT4-like. The transcript has 3 exons. The record is from RefSeq and is a predicted model, not a curated record. Gene Ontology annotation, molecular function: ubiquitin protein ligase activity; zinc ion binding. Gene Ontology annotation, cellular component: cytoplasm. The coding region runs from base 202 to 909 and encodes 235 amino acids. NCBI's taxonomy places the organism in Eukaryota, Viridiplantae, Streptophyta, Magnoliopsida, Zingiberales, Musaceae.